Messenger RNA from Hypoxylon fragiforme, 3732 nucleotides. Its product is annotated as WD40 repeat-like protein. Gene Ontology annotation, molecular function: protein binding. The record is from RefSeq and is a predicted model, not a curated record. Gene Ontology annotation, biological process: tRNA methylation. The transcript is spliced from 2 exons. Lineage: Eukaryota; Fungi; Ascomycota; Sordariomycetes; Xylariales; Hypoxylaceae. Gene Ontology annotation, cellular component: cytoplasm. Bases 96 to 3728 code for a protein of 1210 amino acids.
UUUAUAAAGCAAUGUGCGACUAAAGAAACCAUUUAACUUCAAGAUUGUCGAAACAUUAAAUCAGGCAUCUUUCAUUGUAACAGUAACCAGUCCUGAUGUCUCGUGAGCUGGCUGAAAGUAGCCACCUUCGUAGAGAAUAUGUGCUGAAUCCCAUUACGGCGCUAGCCUUUUACACGUCUUCCGUCGACGGGCAGCAGUACCUUUUAGCUGGAGAAGACACAGACAUUAAGAUCUACAAUGCCCAAAGCUCAUGCUUAUGUGGGCAGCUGAGCAUAUUCCAGGCCCAGUCCAUUCAUGGUAUCGCCGUACCACCGGAGAAUGUCUCAACUCGCCAACAUCGUCUGAUCCUUGUUUGGGGAGGACAGUCUGUCAAGGUGGUGUCUGGUGAUACUAUUGAAGGCAUCGUCUCUACUCAAGGUUCCGACCAAAAUUCUACUACUACAGGUAUUGCCGCCGAAGCUAGAGCGCCGGAUUGGAUAUUCGAUGGAAGAAUAUCGCCUUUCGAUGACGGCCGCAUUGUUCUACUGACUGCACAUAACGAAGUCAUCCAGGCCCAGGUAGACCUACAGAAUAGCACGCUCGUUUUUGGCGGUGUUCAGUCUCCUUCGAGGCCAAUCCUAUACUCAGGCAACUUCUUCUGGGUCUCACAAAAUUGCGUGCUUGUAGCUGCCGGCACGGUGUUCGGCGAAAUCCUUGUCUGGAAAUGCUACCUCGGAACACCACCGGGGCAGAAUCAAAAAUGCGAGGUGCUAUACGUGUUUACCGGCCACGAAGGAUCGAUUUUUGGAGUCCACAUCUCCCCGGAAAUAGAAAUCUCAACGGGGGAAAAGAAAAGACUGUUGGCAAGUUGCAGCGAUGAUAGGACUAUUCGAAUUUGGGACAUCACUGAAAAAAUUGAACAGCCCACGCACGAAGGGGCGGGCGAAUACGAUGUUCAUGUCUCAAAUGUGCGAGAGACUGGUUUUGGCAACAAUGUCCAGGCCAUAGACCACUGUGAGUCUGUGACGAGAUGCUUGGCCAGCGCCAUGGGCCAUGUGUCUAGAAUAUGGCAGGUGGAGUUUCCUCAGGACCAGCCAUUAUCUAAACCCUCCGAUAUCGUUGAACUUUACUCAUUCGGCGAGGAUGCCACUACUCAGAAAUGGAGCCUCUCCCUAAAAUCCACUGCUAAAUUAACGCAUCAGUCGACUUUUGCGAACCAUUGUGGGAAGCAUAUUUGGUCUCACGCUUUAGCAUACAGCGGCGAUAACCUCCUAAUAGGGACUGGCGGUGCUGAUGGAAAAAUUGCUCUCAUGGGAACGAGCCCAUAUCAUUCACCGACCGUACAGAGCGAUGACCAGGGUAUGCGUAUGAAUACGACUUCGGUUGAGAAGGAAGCUGUCACGUGGUCUCUCGCAGACGUCUUGCAAUCCUCAGAAGCAAACGAUACGUCAAUAAACACCCAAGUUCCGAGUAGGGCGAUUUCGACGCCGCGAAGCACUAACCUGAAAAAUGCAAAAGAAGGGUUUAACCGGUAUACAUUCAUUUCCGACUGCCAGCUGCUUGCUGCCACUAAUUCAGGCCGACUAUUUGCCGGCGAUUUGGAAGGCGGCCUCAAGUGGACAGAGCUUGCUCUCCCAGAUGAGAUUGGCCAGAUAGUCCUCUCUCAUGCUUUGCUUGGAGCCUGGGCGAUAAACCCAUUGGCACUUGUUGGCACAGCAAGUGGUAACAUAUACUCGUAUAGUGAAUCGGGAGGAAAGUCCCUUCGGCUACUCACAAAAGUAGACGGAAAGGUUGCGGAUAUAUUCUGCCUAUCCGAUACUAGGAAUAGGCCUACUAGAGAUAGCAAAAAUGGCGUCCGGAACGGCGAAGACGAGAUCUCUGCCACGGGACCUUUGCAGUUUCUCACCACUAUUCUACGCAGUACUAAGGCUGUCAUCAUUCAAACUGACACCGACCUCUCGGUAGUAAAACAUACCGAGGUUGUUUUGGACCCAGGCUUCAUGGUCACCGCUACUGCGUUCACUCAAGGCUAUCUUGUUUUGGGGUCAAGAAAAGGCAUGAUAACCAUCUUCAAACAAGAGAGGGAUAGCAAUUAUUCGCCCAUAGUGACUUUCGAAGUACACUUGGACGAAGCAAUCACUUCCAUUCUUCCUCUCAGUAGUCAGGAUGAUCAACAGCACAAUUAUUUUUUAACCACGUGCCGUGAUGGCAAAUAUAGGAUACACGAAAUCGUUACAGAGUCUGAUGAAAUAAAGGCCGUGCUUCUCCAUGAGACGCUACCGCCGUUUGUAUCGUCCAUAGAAGGGGCCUGGCUCUCUAAGAACGAUAACGGCACUAGAAACCUCAUGCUCUGUGGCUUCAGGAGCCAUAACUUUAUAGUAUGGAACGAGACCCAACGUCACGAAGCUGCCACGGUAGACUGUGGAGGUUCCUCCCGGAGUUAUGCCUGGACUCCCAUUCGAGAUCACCAUGACGGAUUUCGGUUUGUGUUUACUAAGGCAGGACAGAUGCACGUUUUCUCCCAGACACUGGCCCCUCACAAGGCACUCAAAAUAGGAGGUCAUGGGCGUGAGAUAAAGACUGUAAGCGCUUCUGGUCGUUAUAUCGCUACUGCAGCUGAAGACACCGUAAUACGGAUCUGGGAAUAUGUAGGCGACGAUGGUUCCCAAUCUAAAAAGCCUUAUAAUAAAGACCGGAGACUUCGCUGUGUCGCGGCGUUAGAGAAGCAUGCCACUGGCAUUCAAAAUCUUGAGUGGUAUAACAACGAGUAUCUCUUUAGCAGCGGCGGCAACGAAGAGUUUUUUGUGUGGAAGAUUAAUCAACUUAGUAGCAGCGAUUUUACCGGACUUGCUGUCGUCUGUGAGGCUGUGUUCCCUGACCGCACAGAGAUAGGGGACGCUCGUAUCACUGAUUUCGCCGCGACUUGUACUGCGAGCGAUGAUAGUGGCUCACGUGAGUUCCGCAUCUCCAUGGCGUUAUCGAAUUCGACUUUACAGACAUACGGGUACAGCAAAGAGACUGGGUUCCGACUGUUGGGAAGGGUUUCCUAUACUGGAGCAUGUCUUACGCAAGUUAGACAUCUAGGAGCCUCUCACAUCCUCACUGCGGCAACAGACGGCCAUCUAGCAAUAUAUCCCUGCACGAGUUCUGCUUCGUUUGCUGAGAAUGGGGCUUCUAUUUCUAACGACGUGGUGCCUGUUAUUGCAAGACUUCACCAGAACACCAUCAAAACACUCGAUGUGCGGCAAGUCACUUCCGUGGAGAACGGGGUAUCCUCAAUCGAAUACCUCGUCAUCACGGGUGGUGACGAUAAUGCGUUGGGAAUUAUGCAUCUUUCGCUCUCCCUUCCCUCUUCUUCCCAAGAAAAUACCCCGGGGAACAUCUCCAUCCAAAGCAAAUCCAUCAUCCGCUCCGCUCACGCCGCCGCAGUCACCGGUGUGGCGAUCGCACGGAUUACAAAAACAGGCGACGCCUUCGUGGUCUCGGCGAGCAACGACCAGCGCGUCAGGGUCUGGCGACUGGUUGCUGGCUGGCACCGGGAAGCGCAGUCGGGGCUGAGGGCGCAGUUGGUUGAUGAGAGGUAUAGCUCCAUUGCUGAUGCCGGGGGCUUGGAGGUUCUCGACAACGUAGAUGGAGAUGGGGAUGGAGAUGGGGAUGGAGAAGGAGAAGGAGAGGGAGAGAGUGAGAAGAAGAAAUUCAUAGUUGUCGGGGUCGGCGCUGAAGUCUGGGAGUUGGGGGGUAUGGAAUAAAAGG